Molecule: messenger RNA, 1751 nt
Organism: Pseudomyrmex gracilis
Lineage: Eukaryota; Metazoa; Arthropoda; Insecta; Hymenoptera; Formicidae
Product: janus kinase and microtubule-interacting protein 3-like
Exons: 6
Source: RefSeq, a predicted model, not a curated record
CGUGCACACAUUGCUUUAUGACGCGCUAUCUACAUAAUUUCCUGUGUGUGCUCUUGAGUGUGUGAUACUAUUGAACAAUUUGGCAAAACUUGGAUUAUUACAAAUAUAUCAAUAUCUUGUUUUUUCACGCAUUUGUUAUAUAAAUUCUCUUAAGCAACAAACGAUUCAUAAGGUUUGCAUGGAACGAGAUGCGAAAAUUACGAGAGAACGAGAGAGAUCGGCCGACAUCUUAUAUAGAAAAAAAUAUUCUUUCAGAUAAUACAGAGUUGGAGUCAUAUGUCUGCGCAAUUGAAUCCGACAGACCCAUAAAUGAAAUCGAGGUCAAGCGUCUUCGUAAAUUCGCGCUUGAACAGCAGAAAGUUAUCAAAAUACUUAGACAGACAGUAAAGGAGAGACAAAGAAAAUUAGAGCAGCUAUAUAAUAAGAAAAAAAAAGAGGAAUUUUAUAGACAGUGGCUCGAGUUAGAACCAGUAACCGAAGUGGACGAUGAAGGAAAUCAUGAAGAUAAUGAUAGUGUUUUGUCGAGCGCUCCAUCCUCAAUAUCACCACAACCUGGACGCUACGAUCAAUGUUAUAGAAAUGGUAUUACUAGAGAAGCAUACAAAGCUGUUGUUGUCAAAAUUGAAGAACUGCAAUCAAAGCUUUUUAAAGAACAGCAAGAAAUGUCACGUGCCAAGAUUCAAAUUUGUGAUUUAGAGAAAGCACUUUUGCAUGAGAGAUGCACCAAUUGUGAUAAAGAAUUUGUGAUGAGUGAUUUGAACGAGAAGCUUCGAACUGCUGAAGAACGAGAAGCUACACUUUUGAUAGAGCUUUCGGAAUUACGAGAGCAAAACGAACUCUUAGAGUUUCGUUUACUUGAACUAGAGGAGACAUCUGUGCGCAAAGAUAGUUUUGCUCAUGCAGCAAAUAGUAUUAUCUCAGCAGAACUCUCUCUUGCAAACAAGGAUCAUUUAAUAACUAAACAAAGAAGCCGAGCUAUUGCAACCGUCCUACCUUAUACUAAUAACACUACAGUAACAAAAACCACACCAUCUGCAUUACCGCGUAAACUUCCGCUUAUCCUUCAAGAAAGCGGUAUUUUCAAUGAAGAAGAAGAGGGAAAGGAAUGGGAGGAGCACGAAGAGAAGGUCGAGCUUGCCAGUCGCAGUACUCAGACAGAAGUUCCAUCCAGUGAACUUCUGCAGGAAGUACAACGUCUCCAGGAAUUAAGAACUCGAAUUCAGGAACGAGUUAAGAUCAUAACACCGGUUUCUCAUUCAAUAGAUUCGUCUAAGAUUUGUUUUGAUAUAACAGCAAUGAAUUCGAUAAUUCAAUUGGCUUCCUAUCAAGAGCGCGUCCACGAUCUCGAAAAGAAACUCGAAGUAUACGAAGAAGUUGAGAAAAUCCGAGAAUGUGAGAAGCAAUUGUCAAAACAACGAGAGGAAGAGUUGCUGGAUGAAAACUACAGACUUACGGAGAAGAUAUACUGGCUAGAAACCAAGCUACAUCACAUCACAGAAUCUAACUUUGAUGAAAACAACAGUUUUGGUCAAAACACUGCAAAUGGAGAAAAAAAAAUUGUCGCGCACUUGAAAAAGAAUACAGAGCAAAUUCAAGAUUUAAAGAAUAUGGAAGCUGACAUGCAAGAUCAAGCUAAGAUUACAGAAACUUAUGUAAAUAAAGUCAUUGUAAAAUGUAUAAAUCUUCAAUACAAAGAUCAGACUAAUGUGAACUCCAAUCAGAUUGUUUCGGAAAUUCUACACAAUGCCAUA